UUGCACACACACGAAUACAAAGAGCCAUACGACCUUCGGGUAUCCUUUUUCCAUUUUUACCCCCCUCCUUAAUCUUGUGUGUGUUUUCAAAUUUUUUAAAAGUAGAGAUCUGUAGCAGUAUUGGGGUGAGGAAACUGUUGCUAAGGGGAAUUUUCUCUUUUCCCCAUUUCUUUUCCUGUCUUUCUUCCUCUUUCUUUUUCCUGAUCAAGGUUUUAAAUAUACCAAGAAGUUGAGAAGCGGGAUGGCCGUGUACAACUGUUUCCAGCCAAAUUUAUAGUUUUUUUUUUUUUCCUUUUUCGUUUUUCCUAUCACAUUUUAAGAACUGGUACAUUUUUGUGGUUUGAGGGGUUUAAAAUUUUAGCCGCUUGGGAAGUACAGAUUUCUUUUUUUAAAAAAAGGGCUGAAGGGGUAAUGUAAAUUCCUGCCAUGGGCAACAUCACAGGAAACAGAUUAGAGGCUCCUUCAAAAGCCCUUUGGCGUGCAUUUUACACACCCUUCCCCAGAACCCAAACCAAGUGGCUUAUAGAUUUAAAAUAUUGGGAUAAUUGGGACACUUUUUCCCCAGGGAAGAGGACAGUGUGUCUUGCACACACAUUUUCAUGACAUUUCUGUGUGUGUGUGUGUGUGUGUGUGUGUGUGUAUGUGUACUAUUUCUUAGAGCAAAUGUUUUCAUAAAAUAUUUAUCUUGGGGUUUAUUUUUUGUGUAUUAUAUGUACAAUAUGUGUAUAUGUGGCAUAUCAGAUUUUAUUUUUAAAAGUGAUUGCCGUUGGUUUUAUGUGUGCAAAAUAGACCUUAGAAUGUGAAGUUUUUCUGUUAUGCUCCCAAAUGUGGUCGAAACAGAAUUUCAUGUGCAAAGUAAAGCUAAAAGGAAAUCCUAAAUUUAAGCUUACCUUCAUUCUAAUUGCAUUUACAGUGUUUUUCUCCUCUUUUAAAGGAUCAGAUUAGUGAAUAAUUAAAUAAUUGUCAUAGAGUGUAUAUGUUGCAAAUGAGGAUAGGCAAUUUAUUGAAUCUAUGGUUCCAAGCCACCCUCAGUGAUUGUUUUGCCUAAGUGGUUUUGCUUUUUAUUGUCUUACGUUUUUAAAUGUACAGCUGUGUAUAUUUUGGCCUUUAUGUGUGGUUUGGUUGAUGUGGUCCGAAGGGAAGUUCUCUUGGCUUUUUGACAAAAUGGUCGUUUAUUGGUUGGGAUUUGUUUAAAAAGCUCCACAGCUGGUAAAGUAUCAGGAAAAAUUCUGUCAAGUCCAUUCUUAAAAACUGUGCACAGUGGUGUUUAUGCCUCCAAGCAGAGGCAAAGGCAAAUAACAGGGAUAAAAAAUGCAUUUUGUUGUCAUGUUGCAUUUUUGGAAUGAAGAAUCCUCCCUUGGUCUAAGUCUGGGUGGAAAGUGAAUUAGAGGACAACAGGCUCAAAGCAGAGCCUCCUGCUGUAGAAAGAAGGCCCACUGUCACUUCCUGCGUUUAGAGGACCAGUGUCAUACAGAUAAUAUCCGUAUUCAGAUCUGUAUUUGCAGAUUGGAAUGAAAGCACAGAAGUAUAUGGGGUGAUAAGGGAGAAACUGGAGUGUUGCAAGUGUUGUAGCAACUAAUUGAUUAAGAAAGGAUCUACUAUAGGAUUUAAACGUAAUUACAAAACCUCUGUAUGAUAAUCAUAUAUUCCCACCCCUCAGCUGUGACCUACUCCAUUUCAUGUAUUUAAGACACCUAAGUAACAACUGCAAUAAAAUCGUGAACAAGGUAUUGAAUUCAUUAUAAGGAAAAUGAACCUGUGUGGGCUCUCUGGGUUUCUAACUUGUACUAAAUAUACUUUUACCUCCUAACAACUGGAGUCAGAUCAGCGCUUAAUAAAUACUGGCUCAAAAGUGGAUCAUUUCACAAGUUUAGGCCUGUAUUGCUUUCUAAACCUACUCAGUCUAUUGACUUUUGUUACCUCAGCAGUGAGGGGCAUUUUUAUGGCGUUUUGCUUUAAUUCUCUGCUUUUAGUACAGGUUACCACGUACACUUAGUUAUUCAGGAACAGUACACAGCUCCACUUUCUAGGCUACUCAAUUUACACAUCUUGGGACCAGGGCUCAUAUUCGACGUCCUCGCUUUCAAUUUCUUUGUAAGAAAGCAAAUCCCUCUUGCAUUGGCUUGGCUUUCUUAGCAAAGAAAAGCAAGUCUAGGUUGGCGAUUUAGCUCAGUGGCAUAAAGUGCCUUCCUGGCAAGCACAAGGUCUUGAGUUCGAUUCCCAGUACAAAAAAAAGAGAGAGAAAGAGAAAAAAGAAAAGCAAAUCUGAGCCCAGUAAUUUUUUUUUUUUUUUUUCCUUCUGGGAAUCCGAGGGUCCCUUAGAGAUGAAAACUGUGAACUAAGUGGAACUGCUUUUGCAAGUUACCUGAAACCAAGGGCUGCAGGAACUAAAAAUCAGCCACCACCAGACUGUAUGAAACCAAUCUGAGGUCACUGAAUUUAUAGUCGUGUACACGUAGCUUUGUGAACAACAGAAGCAAGUAAACAAAAAAAAAACCCCAAAGAUGGCGUCUAACGGCCUUGAAAAAGCGCCUCAAUCGUGUCCCUCCCUGAGGCGGCCUCUCCCCUCUCUAUCUCGUUGAGUGACUGAUCAUAUUCUCCAAUAGCAACCUUGCUCCUGCACGCCCCCAUCGCUCAAGCGCCAAUCAUCGAGAGCCAGAAGGCAAGUGGGGCGGUGCUUCCUCGCGUGCGCGCCCUGGCUGAGUACACGAGCCGGCGCAGUUGACUUUGCCGCCGCCAGACCCUUGUAGGGUGAGCGGGAGCUGUGGAGCAGAGCACACGUGGUAGAGCACCCGUAGGGCUAACUGGAGUGGGAUUCUGCGUGGGUUUCCGCGGCGAUCAUCUGCCCCCGCCUCGCCCUCGCCCUCGGCUGUCGCGGCUACAUAAUGUACCCACACUGACCCAGCAAGAUCCCCGACCGCGCUUCGGCCAUUGGGCCUUCUGCUGCCGGCGCGGAUCGUCCCUUUCCCCGGGGUCCCGGGCGCGCCACGGGGUUCCUGGUCCCUGUUCCUGGCGGCUGCGCUUGGCGUCGCUGGCUCUCUGCUUGUAGCCGAGUCACACCGUCUGUCGGGAAUGAUUGUGCUGUCCCUGGUGCCCACCUUGUCGUCUUUGACUAAUUAUUAACAUUUUCCGAGGACUUGAUGGGCGCAUGACAGAGUUCUGGGCGGUAACUUGCCCUUUCUCAGUUUCUCCAGAAAUACAGUGCCAGUGGGGCCUUUUGAGUGCCCUUGAUUCCUUAGGAUGCAGCAGUGUGGAGCUCCGCGUGUGGGUGCAGGAAGAGUGCCUUCUACCCUUUGAAGCUACCCUCCUCAGAAGUCCCCUUGCAGUAGGGGGCGAGCGGACACCCAGGGUGUGGUGCUGGAGGCGUGCAGGGUCUGCUGGUAGAAGGUGGCAUCUCUCACGUCCGCAGGGUGAGGCGAGGUAGCCAUGGACAGUGCACCCCUGCAGCCUACUCUUCCUUCCCGGAACCCCCGGCCCAGAGCCCAGCUCCUCUAACCUUGCUCGAUGGAAAAGCAAAGUGACUCCCAAGAGGCCAGUGCUUUAGUCUCCUGAAAUCUGAUCUGAGGACCUUUUGGAGCUGUCCAGGAAGUGAGCAAGGUGGCCAUUGAGCUCAUCAGCCAUGUCCUUCAGCGCCACCAUCCUCUUCUCCCCUCCCAGCGGCAGUGAGGCCAGAUGCUGCUGCUGUGCUUGUAAGAGCGAAACUAGUGGGGGUAGUACGGGCUCUCAGGGCAGGAAUCCUCCUCCCAGCACCCCCAUCACUGUGACUGGACACGGCCUGGCUGUUCAGAGCUCUGAGCAGCUCCUGCAUGUUAUCUACCAGCGUGUGGAUAAGGCAGUGGGCCUGGCUGAGGCCGCUCUGGGUCUGGCCCGAGCCAACAAUGAGCUGUUGAAGCGUCUCCAGGAGGAAGUAGGUGAACUGAGGCAAGGGAAGGUGUGCACUCCUGAUGAAGAUGGGGAGAGUCGGGCCCAUACUCCCCCACCCGAGGAGCCCGGGCCCCUCAAGGAAAGUCCUGGCGACGCCUGCAAGGCUCUGUCUGCCGUGGAGGAGGAGUGUGACAGCGUGGGCAGCAGCGUGCAGGUGGUGAUUGAGGAGCUGCUGGGGGCAGCCUCAGCGGUUGGGCCCGGGCCUCUGGGCUUCCCUGCUCCUCAGAGAGACCUGCGGCUCCCCGGGUGCCCUCUGGCCGCUGGCGAGGGCCCCCCACUGCUGCAUCCCCUGGUGGAUGAUUAUGUGGCCUCUGAGGGUGCAGUGCAGCGAGUGCUAGUCCCUGCUUAUGCCAAACAGCUUUCACCAGCCACACAACUGGCUCUCCAGCGGGCGUCCUCAGACGCAGGGCCAGAAAAUGGAGCCAAGCUCCCACCACCGCGCCCUGAGGACACGCUCAGUGCUGCUGCUGCUUUGGAUGGUGCCUUGGAAGAGUCUGGCCCUGGGAGCACCGGAGACCUGAGACACUCUCUCGGGCUCACUGCUUCCCCCUGCAGGACCCGAGUGAGCGGGCAGAAGAACUCCAGGCGCAAGAGGGAUCUGGUUCUCUCUAAAUUGGUCCACAAUGUGCAUAACCACAUCACCAAUGAGAAGAGAUUCAAUGGGUCUGAAAGCAUCAAGUCCUCUUGGAAUAUUUCAGUUGUAAAGUUCCUUCUGGAAAAGCUCAAGCAGGAGCUGGUGACCAGUCCCCACAAUUACACUGACAAGGAACUGAAAGGAGCCUGCGUGGCUUACUUCCUUACCAAGAGGCGUGAGUACCGAAACUCUCUAAAUCCCUUUAAAGGUCUGAAAGAAAAAGAAGAAAAGAAACUUCGAAGUCGUCGAUACCGGCUUUUUGCCAACCGAUCCAGUAUCAUGAGGCAUUUCGGACCUGAGGACCAACGCUUGUGGAAAGACGUGACUGAAGAGCUGAUGUCGGAUGAAGAGGAUAGUCUGAAUGAGCCAGGGGUCUGGGUGGCCCGUCCUCCCCGUUUUCGGGCCCAGCGCCUCACAGAGCUCUGCUACCACCUGGAUGCUAACUCGAAACAUGGCACCAAAGCCAACCGUGUGUACGGGCCUCCCUCAGACAGACUGCCUUCUGCUGAAGUCCAGCUUCUGCCACCAGAGCUUUACAAUCCUAAUUUCCAAGAAGAAGAAGAAGGAGGCAAUGAGAAUGGACCUGUCUCCCCAUCUUUUGACCAGUCCCACAAAACCUGCUGUCCUGACUUGAACUCAUUCAUUGAAAUCAAGGUGGAAAAGGAUGAGUGAAAUCUAUAACCAAGAAUAAACUCUGGUUUCCACCACUUCUGUGUCCCAGAAAUGGAUGGCCACAAGGCUUCUCAAAAUAAUAAGAUGCCCUCUGCAGUCUGACAAAGCAGAUUUGCCUCUGUUCUUAAUAUAGGCUUUGAUGGAAUAAGAGAACUUCUCUGAAAGUGGGGAAACGCACAGCCAGAAAAUGCCUAUUCAUGAGCAUACAGGGCCUUGGGUGGAGGAGCCCGGGAUGAGGAAGGGAAAAUGGGCUGUCUAAGACGCAUGAGGCCUUCCUGACACAAGUCCAGGUCACUGAGUUGGUCCCCUGUGCCCCCAUCCCUCACACAAAGCUCAUGGGGAAGCAGCCUUGGCUGAAGCUCUUGUUUCCCCCAGACUUGCUGGCCUUUUCUGCCUGCAGUGGAAAGACAGGCAGCCCAGCAUCAUACUGCCCCCUGGUGGGCAGUUUCAUCCCUGGACGUGAUUCUGAGCUGUAGAUACAAUAGCUGUUGUUUAUUGAGUCAUACAAGGAAGAUUUUAUCAUUCCCAUCUUACAGAUGAGGAAAUUAAAGAAUAAUGAAUUCCCAUGUU
Messenger RNA from Cavia porcellus (domestic guinea pig), 5800 nucleotides. RefSeq names its product chromosome unknown C14orf93 homolog (gene CUNH14orf93). Bases 3620 to 5230 code for a protein of 536 amino acids. The record is from RefSeq and is a predicted model, not a curated record. NCBI's taxonomy places the organism in Eukaryota, Metazoa, Chordata, Mammalia, Rodentia, Caviidae. The transcript has 7 exons.